AUGGAACCCGGAAAGCCCCUCCCCGUCUACGAGAAGGCAUCCUCAUACCGGCAUGUCGAGUAUGGCAGAAAACGACCCGACCCCGAGUCGCGACCUCAAAGGAACUACUUGGUGACACGCGUCUUACCCGCCGUCCUCACAUUACUGGCGACGCUAUGGUUGUUUCGCGCCACGUUUGUCUGCCACCACCACUAUAACCCUGGCUUGUCGCCGCAUCGGACGGCCGAGCUCGACGAGCUAGGAGAUAGAGAUACAGUGCCGCUGGAGAUCCAUAUCAUGUCCAAAUGCCCCGACGCACGAGACUGUCUGCGUGAAUUGGUCGUGCCAACGAUGGAACAAGUCAGCGAUAAAGUCAACUUUACAAUGUCAUUUCUUGGAAGUAUUGAUCCUCAUUCCGAUGCGGUGACCUGUUUACACGGCCCCGGCGAAUGCCUCGGUAACGUCAUCCUCCUCUGCGCUGCGACAAUAUCCACCGAUGUCAAGGUCUGGCUGGGGUUUGCCAAUUGCAUGAUCUCCGAUUACCAGGAUAUCCCCAAGCGAGAUUUGGUCGAGGACUGCGCCCUGGAACAUGGCGUUGACUUUCAAAAGCUCAAUUCUUGCAUCAGUGAGGAAGGAGAGGGUGUCGGCUUGCUACGAGAGAGCAUUCUGAGGAGCCAGGAGAACAACGUCACAAAGAGCUGCACAGUGCGACUGGCUGGCAAGAUAAGAUGUAUACGCGACGGCGGCAAAUGGUAUGACUGUCCAGGAGGCAGUUCGGUGCAGGAGCUGGUGCAUGACAUCAAUGAUCUGUACGACAAGGAGAGUGUCUGA
This is a messenger RNA of Capronia epimyces CBS 606.96, 810 nucleotides long. RefSeq lists its product as uncharacterized. The transcript has 2 exons. Gene Ontology annotation, molecular function: oxidoreductase activity, acting on a sulfur group of donors, disulfide as acceptor. The record is from RefSeq and is a predicted model, not a curated record. Lineage: Eukaryota; Fungi; Ascomycota; Eurotiomycetes; Chaetothyriales; Herpotrichiellaceae. The coding region runs from base 1 to 810 and encodes 269 amino acids.